This is a messenger RNA of Cherax quadricarinatus, 545 nucleotides long. The record is from RefSeq and is a predicted model, not a curated record. NCBI's taxonomy places the organism in Eukaryota, Metazoa, Arthropoda, Malacostraca, Decapoda, Parastacidae.
CAGCGGCAGCAGCAGCAGCAGCAGCAGUAGCAGCAGCAGUACAACAACAACAGCCCGCCACGAUGGCCUCUCUGUCACGCACGUGUAUUUUAUGUAGCGACUGUCAUCCUAGAAACAUUCUAGGAGUAACUACAUACAUAAAGGAGCACGUCUUGAUAACUUGCAAAAGUGUUGUAAAGGAUUAUAAUGUUCUUGAUCGGAGACAAGAAAGAAGUUGGACAACAAAGAGUUGGAAUCCUUUCACCUCAGCUGCAGUUUAUGACCCAACAACAGAAAACAUUGUAGCAGUCUUCAACAAUACAAUAUUAUCUCGGUGGAAACAUGAUGAAGAUGAUGUUGAUAAAGUCAAACGACUUAUUUUUGAAACCCCAAUUCAUAAGUUGAUGGUCGUGGAGAUAGUGUGUAUGGUUUUCUUUACAAACUGGACAAGUAGAAGAUCUUGCCACGGCUAUAAAAUCACGGCAGCCCUCUUAGAUUACUCCCGAUUGCCGCUGGCUGAACUUGUCUCUAGUACCACCAGUAGUUUUCACCUUAGCUCUAAAUAA